CUGUAUGGUCCAGUCUGGUUCUGACAACACUGAUUCAAUCAAUAUGAGUGCCAGCUUGGUCUGCUCGUCCAUCUAGUUCUUGGUAGGGUACCCUUUUCUGUAUGUCAACGGCUUCUUUUGGCUCACUACCCUUUUGUUGAUUCCGAUCCAACUGUCCUUAGCUUCAGAUCAGGUACUCCGCCUACACAUUUCUGGUGUAUGGUACAAUCUGUCUUGGCCGUUUUCCACCGUUGACUCCAGAGUCCAGAUGCGUUAACGACCAGUUCUGCUCUUGUACCAACCGGUGUGACGGUGACCGCUUUCUGGUGAGAAUGUGGCAGUCCACCGGCUAAAAGCUGGUGGUUGGCGCGUUCCCAGUUCUGUGCAUCGUCUUCAGCCGUGAAAACGUCCCAAGAAGCUUGGAGUUCACGGAGCCGAGGGCCCCACCGCCGUUUCCUUCCGUGAUGUGUUUUUCUCUUUUUCGCUAACUAUUCCUUUCGUGAAGGUAAUAAAAAGCUUGGGUUCUUGUAUAGCUUCUUGGUGGCGUUUACGCUAAAGCUGUGGAACCUAACAACAACCAGAAAACGGUUGGUUCUCAUUCCUUCUUCUGCAACCAUAGACGCUGUGGAUAAACAGAGGAUUUCUGGACAGUAUUGCUUUGGUAGGCGGUAAAUUCCUCUUCUAAAGAAGUUUUCUGGUCAAAAUCUGUGUUUGUUGUGAGAAAAAAAGUUGGAACCAGAAGAGUUUUCUCCAGAUAAAUUGGGAAAUACUUGGGCUUCAAAGGCGGAUUUUUGGGUAUUGGAGGUUGUUUCGUUGAAACAGAAUCGGGGGGUUUGUGUUUUGGAUUGGAUUUCGCAGAGAAGCUCUGUCACGGUCCUAACGGAGGAGAGACCGACCUUCGUUGGGUGAGGGUCUUUGAUAGGUAAUUGGGUUGGAGCUGCAAGGAUUUGUUUAGAAAUAAAACAAGGACUCUGGGGUUUGCUUUCUUCUGUCUUGGGGUUUCCAAUGGGGAAGUCUGUCGGGAAGAAGAAGAAGAAGCAGGUAGGCGGGAAAUCUGGCGAGGAAAAUGUGAAGCAGAGCAAAGCAGGACAGCCGAGCUCCAAAGCCUAUGACAAUGACACAGUUAUCUUCAUCGCAAUGUCACAGGAACUGAAGGAUGAGGGGAACAAGCUGUUCCAGAGGAGAGAUCACGAAGGAGCCUUGUUGAAGUAUGAGAAGGCUCUUAGGUUGCUUCCGAGAAGCCAUAUAGAUGUCGCCCACCUUCGGAGUAACAUGGCGGCUUGCUAUAUGCAGAUGGGCAUCGAUGAGUACCCCCGAGCAAUCAAUGAGUGCAACUUAGCUCUUGAAGUCUCCCCCAAUUACAGUAAGGCUCUGUUGAAAAGAGCGAGGUGUUACGAAGCUCUGAAUAGGCUGGAUUUGGCCUUCAGAGAUGCUGGUGCUGUUCUGAACAAGGAACCGAAUAACCUUAUGGCGCUGGAAAUUGCAGCAAGAGUGAAGAAGAUGCUUGAGAAAAGUAGUGUCUGGAUGGAUGAUGAGGGAGUUGUUCUGGCUCCAAAACAGAUUGAAGAACCCCCUUGUGCUCCUACUCCAGGAAGAUUAGUUAAAGAGAAAGGGAAAAAGAAGAGUGACAAGGUUGUGGAGAAGAAAGUUGAAGAUGAAGUGGUUGUGGAGAAGAAAGUCGAAGAUAAAGUGGUUGUGGAGGAGACUGUUUGUAAUACCAAGGAAAAAGAACCCCCAAGGACUGUAAAAUUGGUACUUGGGGAGGACAUAAGGUGGGCUCAGUUACCAGCUAAAUGCAGCAUUCUGCAGGCCAGGGACGUAAUCCGAAAGCGAUUUUCAAGCUCAAAGUCCUUUCUCAUUAAAUACAAGGAUAAAGAAGGUGACUUGGUUACUAUCACUACUACUGAAGGGCUGAGAUGGGCUGAAGCAUCAGCUGAACCACAUGAUGCGGUCAGGUUGUACAUUGUGGAAGUCAGCCCCCAGCAAGAGCCAUUACUGGACGGUGUAGGUAAUGGGAAGGUCUAUAGGCUUGAGAGAAACAAAGAUAAUGUUCUGGACAAUGGGAGUUUAGGAAAAGUAGGGGAAAUAGAAAGAGGGUCUUUUUAUAUGAAUGAUUGGAUUGCCCAGUUUUCUCAGUUGUUUAAGAACCAUGUUGGGUUUGAUUCAAAUGCAUAUUUGGACCUUCAUGAGCUUGGGACAAAGCUUUGCUCAGAAGCUAUGGAGGACACUGUUACAAGCGAAGAAGCGCAGGACAUUUUUGAUACUUCAGAGAAAAAGUUCCAGGAGAUGGCUGCUCUAGCCUUGUUCAACUGGGGAAAUGUUCACAUGUCCAAAGCAAGGAAGAGGGUGUUCCUCACCGAAGAUGCUUCAAGAGAAUCUGUAUUUGCCCAGGUUAAAAUUGCUUAUGAGUGGGCACAAAAAGAAUAUGUGAGAGCAGGAAAAAGAUAUGAAGAAGCUCUAAUGAUCAAACCAGACUUCUUUGAAGGUCAUCUUGCACUCGGGCAGCAACAGUUUGAGCAAGCAAAACUUUCUUGGUGUUACGCAAUUGGAACUAAGGCUAAUUUGGAGACAUGGCCUUCUGCAGAGGUACUAAAUCUUUAUAACAAUGCCGAGGACAACAUGGAGCGGGGAUUCCAGAUGUGGGAGCAGAUGGAGGAGCAACGUCUGAACAAAAUUUCCAAACAGAAUAAGGUCAGAGUGCAAUUGCAGAAAAUGGGGUUGGAUGGACCAUUCAAAGAUAUAUCAGCAGAAGCUGAUGAGCAGGCUGCAAACAUGAGAUCUCAAAUAAACCUUUUAUGGGGUAAAAUUCUGUAUGAGCGAUCUAUUGUUGAAUUCAAAUUAGGGCUUCCUGUCUGGAAAGAAUGCUUGGAGGUUGCAGUUGAAAAAUUCGAACUUGCAGGAGCUUCUCCAACAGACAUUGCUAUCAUGAUAAAGAAUCAUUGUUCCAUUGGAACUGCAGUGGAAGGCUUGGGUUUCAAAAUUGAUGAGAUAAUACAGGCAUGGAAUGAGAUGUAUGAUGCUAAAAGAUGGCAGAGUGGCAUUCCAUCUUUCCACUUGGAACCAUUAUUUAGGCGGCGGGUUCCAAAUAUUCAUCAUAUCUUGGAGAGCAUGUGAAUCAGGGUCUGAACUGAAAUUGCAUAGAACAUUGGAAGAUUCAGAUUCACUCCUCCAUUGUCUGGAAUCUGCACUGAUGCUGACUUAGAACUCCUUGCUACCUGGACUGUCAUUUGAGUACUUGUGAAGGAAAGAAGGUUUAAGUUUUGCAGUGGAGUUUUCUGCAUCAAGCUAAGGAGCUGUUGUAUCAAUUACUUUCUAUUUUGGGGAGAAUAUCAUACCACAAGGAUCAUAUAAAGAAGCAGAAAUUUCUUUUUUCUGGUUUCUGCAUCUUCACAGAGUUUCAAGUAGUAGGUAGAUGAUUGGAUUUGUAAUUUAUUCUUGAAGUAGAUCUUAUAAAUGAUUUAUGGACUCUUUUAGUUCAAAAGUUCUGUAAUUUAUUCAUGUAUUGUCAAUUUGCCAAUUUGCAAUUUUUUCAGUUCAUUUCAUUGUAG
This is a messenger RNA of Nelumbo nucifera (sacred lotus), 3527 nucleotides long. Its product is annotated as protein PHOX1-like. The record is from RefSeq and is a predicted model, not a curated record. NCBI's taxonomy places the organism in Eukaryota, Viridiplantae, Streptophyta, Magnoliopsida, Proteales, Nelumbonaceae. Gene Ontology annotation, molecular function: protein binding.